UCUUGUAUUGAUUGUCAUUUGCUGUACCAAUCAUCCAAUAAUUCGUUAAAUUAUUUUCAUUAAUUAUUAGUUUUGUGAAUGUGUUUACGCAGAUUUUUUGUGUACUAUAUGUGGGAAAAGGCACACGUAGUAAUUUAUAUGUUUUGGUGAUUGGUUUUCAGUGAUGGCAGUGACCGAUCAAUUCUCAUUGCGAUGGAAUGAUUUCCACGCAAAUUUGGCGCAGUCUUUUCAAGCAUUAUUGGAUGAAGAAGAUCUGGUAGAUGUGACGUUGGCGGCUGGUGGUCAAUAUGUACAUGCACAUAAGGUCAUUUUAUCAGUCUGCAGCCCAUAUUUCAAGGAACUGUUUAAGAUGAAUCCUUGUGAGCAUCCUAUUGUAAUUUUGAAAGAUGUUGCUCAUCAAGAAUUGAAACAGCUACUGCAGUUUAUGUACAGGGGAGAAGUACAUGUCCGACAGCAGGAGCUCUCUGGAUUGCUACAUACUGCUGAGUUGUUGCAGGUGAAGGGACUCACUGGAGGUAGAGAGAAGAGUGAAUCACCUCCACCAGCUUCUGAAGACUCAUUUAAUGCAAGAUCACAAACUAUAGAACCUGCUCAUGACAGUAUGCCUGAAUGGAUACAACCUGAAGACACAGCAACAUUUGAAACCGCUCCUGAUAUACCUGCUUUGAUUCCAAAAGAAGAAGCCACUAGAAGCCCACUGAAACGAUUGAUGAAAAAUACGCAAACCAAAAACAGCCAAAAUGCUAAAAAGAAACCUCGAGCUGUAAGUGACAGCCCUUCACAUGCAGAGAACAGUGAAUUUGGAUCUGAUAUUCCAUUACCACCUGGUGUUGGUGAACCUUUAAUUGACUUCGACAAUGAUGUUUUUCAUAAUAUUUUGGUGGUUCCAGAUUCUGCUAAAGAAACUGGAUGGAAUUGUAAGACCGGUGGCGUUAAAUGUCCAUCUUGUCAUCGGUUCUUUGCCAAUCGAUACAACUUAAAAGUGCACAUCCGUGACAAACAUGACACUAGAGAAGGGACCUUGCAAUGCGACAUCUGUCAAAAGCGAAUGAGAAAUCCAUCGUGUCUGCGGGUGCAUAUGUACCAUCACCGCAAACAAGCUGCAUAUCUUGCACAGCUGGGUGGCCAAGGAGACUCAAUGAGAAAUGCCGUGAAUAAUAUGGUCGGCAAUAAAUGGCGUGAUGGCAUGGGCGAUUACCGAGAUGUUGACAACUUUACAGCAACACAAGCACCUGAUCCGAUCCAGUAUCUUAAUGUAUUGGAUUCGACUAACGAGACCAUCUCUGAUCCCUCUCCAGUGAAGAGCGAAGAAAAAGCACAAUCCAUUUGAUUAAAACAGAACCAAGUUCCCGAGGCCGAUCUAACCGAUCCGAAACAACUCGCUCGGUUAUACUCUCAACAGGGCACUUGGAGAAACUUGGUAUUCACAUUCAAGUAAUUAUCUUGUAUAUUUCAUAAAUCCAAACUGGGUAAUGUUAACAAUAAAUAGUGGAGAACACCGUCGAAAUGACUCCGAUUAUAAUGUUUCUUUUUGCAAUGAUUUCGAUCAAAAUCCAUCAACAGCUAACACUUAUUCGGUUUGAACAUCUUUGUAGAUAUUAUGAGAUUUGUUUUACAUUAAAUGUUUCAGCUUCUAAAUGAGAAAUGAACACUUAAAUGUUAUUGCGUGGUAUAUUGAAAUCGUAAAUAGACAUUUAAGGGAAUUAGUAAAAUAAAUUUCAUAAAUCUUAGACAGUGUUGUUUAAAGUUUUUUUUAUACAUGGGCCCAAAUAUCCUGAAUGGCUUUCUACCGAACACCACUAUAACAGUGGUGGCGUUGUUAAAAUGCCAAUUCAUUAAUUGUAAUAACAUGCCCAAGUAAAUGACCAAGUGAAUUGCUUACACGGAGAAACCAACGUAAAAAUAACUGAAUUAUUUGUACGUUACGCAUUCCUAUAACCUCGAUCAUUAAACCGAAUAGUUAACGCAUAAAUGUUGAUAUAAUUAUGAAACAUGAAAUCGGCGUGGUUUCGAUCGGUCGCUCAUACAGAUCACAAAAACCCUAUAUGAUGGGUAUUCAAUAUAACAUUCAGGGCGGAUAUCAAUUGUGAAUUAAAUAACCUACACAAAACCAUCAUUUUUCAUAUUGUGUCUUUCAAUUUAUUGUGAUGAAGUCUUAUCAAUUACGAGUAAGUUUGACUGUAAUACGAAUUUAAAAAAAAUAAUUUACAAUGUAUAAAAUACUCUCAAAUUAUAAAGGCUGAUAACUAAACUCGGAAUUAAGUAUUUCAUAGUUAACAGUUUCAAAACUAUAACAAAAUUCAUAAGAUGCUGUUUGGCUGUUGGAUAUUAAACAAAAAUUUUGGUUAUUUAUAGUUUCCCAAAAGUACUAUUGAGUUGAUAUUGUAUAUUGUACAUUCCACCACACACAUUCCAAAGACUGAAGCUUGAACAAAAUAACAUGGCUUUACUUUGAAUGUAUGUGUCACUGAAAUACUGCAAAUGAUUGAUUCUAUUAAUGGAGAUUUCGCUGCUAUCGGUAGUGUAUUCGGUACAGUACAGAUUCGCGAAUGUAAUUCAGUGGCAUAUACUCGCAUGAACACGUGUUCUCCAUACACACGCUAGUACCUAAGUUAGUAUUAGAGUUUGUACAACAUGGAUAUGAAUCUUAUAAAUAACUGAAUAAUACGCGGAUUUCAUAAACGUGCCGCCUCGAAUAUUGUCGAAUAUAGGUAUAAAUAUUGUUAUAUAAGUUGUCAAUCCUGUAGAAAAACACGAGUGUCUUAGAAAUACCAUUUGAUAUUUUCUGUAUAUUCGUAUUGUAUUUACGAAACAUGUUAACAUAUAAAAUGGAAGCACUCGAUAUACAGUGCACGUAGCGGGGAAUUGGACUCGAAUUAGAUUUUAAUUAUGUUGCCAUUCAUUACCAAUGUACAAAUAACUGAACGUUCAAUGGAAAAUAUAGUAAGGUGCUCCAGCACGCAUUAGAAACCAUAAACCUUACAGUACAAAUUUUGGAUUAGGGGUUGUCUUUGGUCUACAUAAAAGCAUACAGUAAAAGAAAUAUGUGCAAUUGACUAAUAUUUAUCUAUAUAUUAUCAAAUGAGAGCAGGUGAUAAUAGGACAGUCUGUUUAUAUUAAACAAAAUGUUAUGAAUAGUCAUCGAUGGUGCUUCAUAGCAUUCUAAUAUUAUUUUAAGCUAUAAAGCUAAAAAGCGAUACAUAAGACAAACUUACGCAUUGAAAUCCCUAAUCCAAUAGCCAGAAAUUAUUUAAUUAUUAAAUAAACAUUUUUUUUUAAUAAAUAAUGCUUUACUUAGUUGUUAUAAGUUUAUUUUUAGAUAGUUAUAAGUGCAACAAUUUUACGUACAAUUAUUUUAGUCGGAAAUAACGUAGCGAAAUCUAAUUAAACUUUAGUAAAUAGAAAUGAAUGUACCUCAAAUCAUCAUUAGUUAAUCUAUCUGAACAUUGUUUGUAUUUCGUUCAUGAACUUGUACAAAUUCUUCAAAUAUUCAAUGGAGUAUUGAACAAAUUCUUCAAAUAUUCAGUGGACUAUUGAGUAUGUUGAGUAAUGACUCAAUGAGAUGAUGUUUAUAUCAAAGUACUUUAGCUUUACCAUAAUUUAAAGCUUUAAGUUAAUAGACUCGUCCCAUCGUAAGUUAUCAAGUCGGAUUUUAAAUUUAAUCACAAUAUAAUCAUAAUAAAAUAUAUCUAUAGCUAGUUUUUACUUCUAUUAAAAUGGUAGCUAUGUGAUGUGAAGCACAAAAAUGCGAUUCCUACUAUCUUCUUGAUAAUGCCGUCCGUUGUAAUGCAUUAUAAGUUAUUGAGCAUAAAUCAUUUGUGCCCCCCUUUCUUUAGAACGAAUCGAAAUAGAUUAAUGACCCUGUCUGUCAUGUGUCGUAAUAUUAUUGCUGUCCAAUAUAUAAGUGAGAAAACUGUGUAAAAUAAGAGAUAUAUUGAGAGCUCGGUAUCGACGUUGUGACUGUCCCAAUGUACCUUAUUCUAAUUUGAUUACGUUUUAGAAGACAAUUGCUAUUUAUUACGCCACCCAUUUUAGUUAGGCGGAUUAUUAUAUAACAUUUUAAAUAUAGUAAAAACAUUCAAUGUGGAAUAUUGAAUAUUAUAAAUUAUUUUUUCGAAAUUAUAUAUUAUAUUUUAUAAAGGUUUGGGUAUUUUUAACCAUUAAUAUUAAGGGGUUAUUGAACUAACACAAUUUUCUACAUUCCACUAGUCGUAAGUCUGCAUAAUUAACCUGAUUUGGUAUAAGUACUACAUAAUAACAAUUUAGUUUUUAAUAAUAUUUAUGCUAAGUAGUCUUAGAGUGUAGUUGAACAAUGUUUUUAUAUUUUGGAUUUGUAUUCCAACGAGAUUAUUAAAUAAAUAACAUUCCAUAUUUUGGUAGCUGUAAUAUAGUUUUAGCAUUUAUAAUUUUAUUACCAAAUUUUUUACAUACCAAUGUUCUUACGUUUAAUAUUUUGAAGUUUUAGAGUGCAGCUUCAAAUCUAUGUUUUACAAAUUUUGAAACGAAUACUUCGAUGAAUAGCUUUAUCAAAUUCCAGCUAAUUAAUUAUAUUUACAGACAACCUUUUGAUGUGCCUAUCAAUGUGUCAUCUGUAAUACAAAAAAAAAUAAAUUCGCAGUUUAUAGAACGUAAGAAAGAAUUGAAUCCUACAGUAUUACAAUCCCAAUAAUUCAAUGAAAAAUACAAGUUAGCCCGCGAUUAAAUAUCCAUUAAGAUUUUGUAAUCUUAUAAUUUGUAUUGCCAGUAAAUGUCACAUAAUAGGGUUAUGUUCAUGAUAUUGUGUUGUGAUUGGUAAAGCUGUUAUUGAUAUUUUUAAUAUAAUGUGUAACCUAGUGCUCAAAUAUUUUACUCAUCUAUUCUAUAUCCAUGACAUUUAUAAUAUCGUAGUAUUUAAGUAAAAUUUAAUAAUCUAACAAGAAAAGUUCAAUCAUAUUUUAAGAUUUAAAAGAUUACGAACUAACCUGAUUUUUAAUCAUUGUGUUAUACAAUGUUUUUAUUAAGCAGAAUCAGUUUAAGUAUUUUAAUUUUUAGUCAUUUUAAUCGUGAGUAGGAUCUGAAAAUGUACAAUGAGAUUAGUGAAAGCAAUGUUAUAAAAGUGUUCUGUUGUUUACACAGUAAAAUAGCUAAAACAAGUCACAAAAUGGUGCCUUAGUAAACAAUUGUGUGGAGCGAAGAGCAGAAUCGUAAAUGGGGUAUCAAUUUUAAGUUUAAUGUGUUGCGAUAACUUUUAAAUUUAUUCAAUAUCAUUAUUUUUAAUAUCAAUUAUACAUAAGCCGUUACCUAUGACUGAAUCCCCAUUUACCAGUCUUAACCGUAUUAGUUGGUGCUCCAAUACUGCCACAUGCAUUUAAUACAAAACAAUUAUAUUAUAUCUGUCAUCGUUAUGGCAGCGUUCAUAAGAAAAGUUUGUGUUCGAUCAUUUUUCUCCGACUUACUUUGUAAAUCCGACGACCACAAGAAAGUCUUCAUUUUUCAGUUUAAUAUAUUACCUGUGACACUCACAAAUUAUGUGGCUUUCUAUUGGUACUUAAUAGAAUUGUCAAAAUCGGUUCGGUAUAUGUAGAGACUAGCUCACAAGCCCUAUAACUUUACAAAUUUACUUCUUUAUAAUUUUAGCAUAAAUUAUUAACUCCCAAUUCCAAUUAAAAAGAACCAGAAUCUCACUUUAAAAAAUUAUUUUUAUUUUUAAAUUAUUUAUUCACUGGUUUCAAUCAAAUAGAUCAUAAUCUUUGAUGAAAAGAGGAUGCAACUAUUUGAUUGAUAUAAAAAAAGAUUCAUUCAAUGUAGUCUACUAUCAAGUGUCAACUUUUCUAAGUAGUGUCGAAGAAAUAUGUACGAGGUGUCAUAAAAUAUUAAUAUUUUUUUUUGUUAAUAAUUUAUAUAACUGCACAAUUUAUUCAACAUUGAAAAAAAAAACAUCAACAAUAGUCUAGUAGUAGUCAAUCUUAAUUUUUCCAUAGUGAACGUGAAAUGAAUUCUGAACCUAUCAAUGAAUGAAAAAUCUCCAGAUUUAUAGUUUAAUAAUUAUCACACAUGCAAUGUCCACAUCGCAAGUAGAAAAAUGUUAGCUAUUGCAUAACUAAUUGAUCAUAUUUUUCCGAGACUGCUGAAUAAAAUAGCACUUAAUAACUAGACUUAUAUAAUGAUUAGCUGACAUUCAACUAGAAUACGCUCUAGAUUACAUAUCUCGUUCGCUCGUACACUCCGCACCGCCAUGUUUUUUCAUGUUUCAAUCAUAAGUCUUAUAUUUAUAAUCUUUGUGGCACAACAACAGAACAUCUUUUGCAAUGUUGCUUUAAUUUCUACAGAAUUAUGAUAAAUAUUAAGUUAUUUUUUUACCUAUUUUAUAUAUUUAUUCUCAUAAAAGUAUCGUUAGGGCAUGCAUGUCUUACAAAUAGAACACUCGAAUUUUAAUUAUCAGGGUAACAAUGUUAUCAUUAUUAGCCGAGAUUCUUACACAUUAUAAUGUGCUGUUAGGUUGUAUUAAAUAAUUUUGCUCUCUUAAAAUUGAAUUUUUAGACUGCAAUUGUAAGUAUUUUGUAGUUCUAUAUAACUAAAGGAAUUGUUCCUCAAUUCGAACUAUCGUCCUUAUUUGCAUGAAAAAUAUUAGAAGAUUUAUAAUUACUAUCUAAGCAAAAUAGUCCUUAUAAGGAUAUUAUAUCAUAACACGUUCCAUUCCUUAAAAUAUUGUAAAACCUAAGAAGGGUUGUAAUCAAGAUAAUGUGAUAAAUUUAAAAUAUUAUUAAGCUGUUUAACGCCAGAUUAUCAUUAGGUCGUAGAUAAGUUUUGAAAACUUAAAUCGUUGUUGACAAUUUACUUUAUAACAAUAAAAAUACACAAUUUUCUCGUAAGACAACUUGUAUGGUUAUAAUCGGAGUUAUAUAUCAGGCAAAGCCUAAGCCACCGCCAAAAGUGUUUAUUAAAUUCGUUAUAUUUUGCAUUAAUGAAUAAAAUACACCGUUUAUAAUUCUAAGAUUUUUUCACAAAGUGAUAGUUACAUCAAUAACAUCUAUUUUAUGUAAUGUAAAAAAUACUGAAUAUAUUUAAUCAAUAUUAAAUUACCAAUAAUUAGCAUCUUUAGAUGAUAAAUAUUAAUCGAAAUACUCUGAUAUAAUAUAUUAUUGGGUUGGAUUUAGUUUACACUACGAUUUUUACGGCCAUUGAAUCGAUAAUGUAUGUGAUAUACGUAUGGUACGUAAUACGGUAGUAAAAAAUUAUGUCACGAAUAGUGAAAUAAUAACAAAAUUAACAACGAAUUUUUGUUUUUAAUGUUGUAACAAAUGCUCUCUAUGUUGUUAUUUUAUGAUUUUGUGAUUAUACUCAUUAGGUCUUUUAAUAUUUAGACUGCAUCAAUAGUCGAUCCACAUAAUUUGUUUUGUCUAUCGAAUAUCAGUAAAAGUAACAGUUGUUUAAAAUAAUAUUUGAGUGACUUUCGUUGGUAAUAGUACUAUUUACUAUCACAAUGUUUUGUACUCACAAUCCUAGUUUAUAUAAAUAUUUAUUGCCAUUCUGUAAUAGGUAUUAUAAGUACCUACGGCAACUGCCGUGCCAAACAUUCCAAAAUUAUAAUAGUACAUAAUUAUUAUCUAUAAGUGCAGUAGUGUGACUAACGAUAUUUCAGUAAACUGUGUUCUUAAAUUUCGUAAGUACUUUUGACUAUGUAUACUCAGAAAUCGAUUUAUAAUAUUUUUUUACGUAAGCUUUACAUAAAUAAUAAUCUCAUA
This is a messenger RNA of Leptidea sinapis, 7724 nucleotides long. Its product is annotated as protein tramtrack, beta isoform-like. The transcript is spliced from 9 exons. NCBI's taxonomy places the organism in Eukaryota, Metazoa, Arthropoda, Insecta, Lepidoptera, Pieridae. Gene Ontology annotation, biological process: regulation of transcription by RNA polymerase II. The record is from RefSeq and is a predicted model, not a curated record. Gene Ontology annotation, molecular function: protein binding. Bases 164 to 1330 code for a protein of 388 amino acids. Gene Ontology annotation, cellular component: nucleus.